Sinocyclocheilus rhinocerous is the source of this 2320-nucleotide messenger RNA. It is a transcript of the gene tmem39a, whose product is annotated as transmembrane protein 39A. NCBI's taxonomy places the organism in Eukaryota, Metazoa, Chordata, Actinopteri, Cypriniformes, Cyprinidae. The coding region runs from base 1 to 1386 and encodes 461 amino acids. The transcript is spliced from 8 exons. Gene Ontology annotation, biological process: negative regulation of autophagosome maturation; negative regulation of autophagosome assembly. Gene Ontology annotation, cellular component: endoplasmic reticulum membrane. The record is from RefSeq and is a predicted model, not a curated record.
AUGAUUCCCCUCAGCAGCAGCAGCGGUGUGUUAUGUGUGUCUCUCUCUCGCAGGAACAACGGGGUGGUGGGUCUGACUCCGCCCCUCACGGCCCUCAUCACUCCCGAACCUGUCCGUCAUUCCCGUAUUCCCGAUCUUCCUCUAGACAGUAACCUGCUGUUCGAGUCGCUGCUCUUCCUCUACCUGCUGGUGGCGCUCUUCGUUCAGUACAUCAACAUUUACAGGACGGUGUGGUGGUCUCCAUACAGCCACCCCUCAGCCUCUACCUCACUGAGCUUCCAUCUGAUGGACUAUCACCUGGCGGUCUUCAUCACCGUGAUGCUGGCUAGGAGACUGGUGUGGACCAUCAUCUCAGAGGCCUCUCUGGUGAGUCCGUCGUCUCUGGUGCGGUACGUGGCUCUGAUCGCGGCGCGGUUGAUCUUGCUGACGCUGUGUGGAUGGGUUCUGUGCUGGACCCUCGUCAACCUCUUCAAGAAUCACUCCGUGCUCAACCUGCUCUUCUUGGGAUAUCCGUUCGGCGUUUACGUGCCGCUCUGCUGCUUCCAUCAGGAGGGUCGAGCUCAAUCCGCUCCGUCCGAAUGCGGUUUCUCAGAGCAGGACGGAUCCGACGGGCCUCUGCCGCGGCCCAAAGACUUCCUGAAGCUGCUGCGAGAAAACCUGCGCGAUCAGUUCUCCAGCCCUAAACACAUCCCCACACACACCUGCCCACCGUCGCCCGAGCUCAUCCGCAGCGAGGUCGAGGAGCUCAAGACCGACUUCAACCGCCGCAUCAAAGAAGUGCUCUUCAACUCGCUCUUCAGCGCUUAUUAUGUGGCCUUCCUGCCGCUGUGCUUCGUCAAGAGCACGCAGUACUACGACAUGCGCUGGUCCUGCGAGCAUCUGAUCAUGGUGUGGAUCAAUGCGUUUGUGAUGCUGAUGAGCCAGCUGCUGCCUCCCAGUUACUGCGACCUGCUGCAUCGCUCCGCUGCGCAUCUGGGCCGCUGGCAGCGUCUGGAGCUCGGAUCCUACAGCAACACGCCGCAGCACAUCUGGUCUGACAGCACCAUCUGGCCGCAGGGAGUCCUGGUGCGUCACAGCCGCUGUCUCUAUAAAGCCCUCGGGCCGUAUAAUGUGGCCUUGCCCUCUGACGUCUCUCAUGCCAGGUUUUAUUUCCUGUUCCACAAGCCGCUGCGGAUGCUGAACCUGCUGAUCGGGAUCGAGUCGAGCGUGGUGCUGUAUCAGCUGUACUCUCUGCUGCGCUCCGAGCGGUGGAACCACACGCUCUCUCUGGGCCUCAUCCUCUUCUGUAAUUAUCACGUGCUGUUCAAGCUGCUGCGGGACCGCCUCGUGCUGGGGAAGGCGUACUCGCACCCGCUCGCGGCCGGCAUGAGCAUCAAGCCUCAGUGAGACGCGGACUUCUGCUGUUUAUACCGUCUACUUUUAUGCAACGUUUGUAUCUAUUUAAGAAAAUAUUUUAUUUUGUAUACGGUUACACACGAUGUUACGUUUACGACGCGCCGUCGUAUCCUUUUGUAGCCCGCGUCUCGCGUGACGUCCAAAUUCAGCCAAAGAUUGAAAGAAAACAACUGGAAGAGCUAAAGCCGACCAAUCACGACAAAGGACUGGACGGUCCGGUUCACUCAGUGCUGUUUGAUCAUUUCCACUGUUACUGUGUUUUACGAGUAUUAUCUGUUCAUAGUAUCUCACGUGUCCACUUUGUUUCAAUCAAACUUUGUAGAAAACAGCACCGACAGGAUCUAUUUUAAAGCUUGAGCCAUCAGCAUCCUUCUUUCCUUUUCUGUGCCAAAUCCCAGGGGGCCGUGGGCGUGGCUAGUGCGCUCUGGGCGGAGCCUGUGGACUGUCAGGCUUGCAGUAUUUUUCAGAACCGCUUGUUUCAGAGUAUUGAUGACAUCCAGAAUAAAAGACAAAAACAGCCUGUUCUUCUCAGAUCUGUUGGUGGAUGAUCGUCAUCAUGAAAAAGGCCAGGAAAUGUCUGGGUCGUAUUUCACCCCAAGAGGAAAAUAAAACCAAGAAAGAUUUUCUUUAUAUUAUGAUAGUAUGUUUGUUUUUCUUAUUACAGUCAUGAGAAUUUUAGGGGUGCUUAAUUUCAAAGUGCCUUAAAAAUAAGCUCCAUUUUCUUACAAUGUUUGGGUGAAAUAUAAGCUGGCCAUGUUCUCGACAAGCGUCGUGACUUUAUAAAAACAAUCAUUUGUGGAUCACGCAUGAAUGUGUCUAAUCUGAGCAGUUCUUGCAGUUAAUUCUCAUUCAUGACUGGUGCUUUUAUUUUUUGCAAAAGCUUUUAAUGUGUUGUGCAUAACAAAGGGCGUUAAAAUUCUCCAAA